UAACGGUUCGUUGAGGAAGCCACACUCGUCUGAUCCUCACACAGAGACACACAAAACACAGACACUCAAAUUGUGGUGUGUCUUCUUUCCAUUACUUCAAACCCCCCAUCGUAUAAUCCGAAACAACCUUCUCUCUCUCUCUCUCUCUUUGUUUCUCGCUCUUAGGCUAUCGCUAUCUUCUUCUCUGCAAUUUCAAUCCUUCUCCGAAUUUUUGUUGCUUCAAUUUGCUCUGCAGAUUACAAUCUUCUUACUAGCGCCCACCAUUUCACUGUUACAAAAGUUCUUUGUAACAACGAUAACUACAACAACAACUACCACCAGAGUCUCAUUUUCACUAAGUGAGGUUGCUUUCGGAUGAAAGAUGUUAAUUAAAAGUGAACGAAUGGGUGUUUUGCUUCAUACUGGCUUAGUGUUUUGUUGAAGAACAUUUCAUCUUGCGCUGCCAUGGCUGCUGAUCAAAGAAGAAAACGAUCAAAUGGUGCAAGUAUGGUUAGUUAUGGUUAUCCAGAGCAACAUAGGACUAAAAGAAAGAAUUUGGGACUAGUGAGAAGUGAUUUAGCCAUGAAAUCUCAUGUUUCUGUUGAGUGGGAUGGUAAUCAGCAAAGAGUUGUUGCCAAGCGGGAACAGAUUGGCAUCAGUUGGAGACAAAUGAGACCAUUUGCCAAUUUUGUCCCUAAUGGACACCAAAUCUUGGCAGAUGUGUUUGCCAUACCUGAAGAAAUUUUUGGCUUGGAUAAUUUAAAUGAAGUGAUUUCGUAUGAGGUUUGGAACACACACCUUUCGGACAAUGAAAGAAAUCUUCUUAUGCAGUUUCUUCCGAGUGACUUAGAGCCACAUCAAGUUGUACAAGAAUUACUUUCUGGGGAUAACUUUCACUUUGGAAACCCUUUCUUGAAAUGGGGUGCUUCACUUUGUUCAGGUGAUCUUCAUCCAGAUAUGAUUGUUAACCAGGAACAGCAUCUGAAGUCUGAUAAAAGAGCAUACUAUUCGCAGUUACAUGAUUAUCACAAUGAUAUGGUAGGAUUUCUAAUGAAGUUAAAGGGGAGCUGGGAAAGCUGCAAAGAUUCAGAAAAGGAAAUUGUGCAAAAGACUUGGAGGGUGCUUGACAAAGGCUUCAGUAAAGGUAAACCCAAAAAUUUGAUGGUUUCUUCAGAUUAUAUGCAUAAUGUGGGAGCAAGGCCCAAGAAAGGAGACAAGCUAUGCAAGCUGAACAUUCAUUCUAGUGAUGGUGACAAAUAUAUGUCAUAUAUCAAGAUUAGCAAGAAACAGCAUGAUCUUGUUAAGAGUAUGAAGCUAUCUUGCAACGGGAUCCAGUCUAGGACACUAAACCAUGUUUUGGGUGACCUUGAUGACAUUCAUGUGCAGCCAUACAAAGUAUUUAUCAAAGAAGAACAGAAGAAGUUGCAUGACCACUGGUUGCAAUUGGUGAACAAAGACCUCCCUGUGGCUUAUGCAAACUGGAAAGAGAGAUUGAUACAGACACAUGAUAUGAGAAACUCAUUGGUAGUUGAGAUGAAGGAUAAAUCAAAGCCACUGGUAGAGGAUGAGGAGAUUGUGAGCUCAGGGAUCCAGCCUCAGGAUCAGGAAGAGGAUGGUGGUCUUAAUGAUCAGUCUAGCUUGGAAGAUAAUGAAGAUUCUCUUGCUAGAUCCUCAGAGAACCAGUCCCUGCAUAAUUCUUAUCAUAGCGGUGAUGACGAGCUCAACCACUUGAGUAUAAAUUCAGAUAAAAUUAUUUUAUCGAAAUCAGAUGAUGCUUCACAGAAUAAAUCUGAGUAUUCAAGGAUUAUGAACUCCCAGGAUGUUCCUAUUAGUGAAGGAGCUCCUUUCUCUUCUGAUUGUAAUGCCUGGCAAGCAGUUAAAAUGCCACAUUCUUACUAUGAUUCUGCUGUGACCCAUGAGUACACAGCCAAUGGGUUAUCUUUGGUAAAUCCACAGGUUGAUGAAGUGCAACAAACUGGACUAAUAAGUCUAGAAUCUGAUUUACAUCAAGAAGACACCGGUAAAGAGUUGUUGCACAGGCUGUCAAAUGAUGAUUCCUUCAGUUCUUACCAGAGCCAGGAUCGAAUUGACUUGCUUCCGUCUCUCUUCAAGGGAAAGGGGGUUAACUCCUAUCAUCAUGAACAAAAAAGAGCCGCGUUAGAUUUCCAGACUUCAAACAACGUUAUGAUGGGGGAUGGCCAACUUUUUAGUCAUUUUAAGGAGCCAUCGCAAACACCCCCCACAUUGGAUCAAGGGCAGAGGAGAUCUAGUGAGGUGUUUUUUGGGCCAGAAAACUUGUCAGAAAAUAUUUAUUCUGAUGGAGGAAGAUACUUAACGCCGAAGCAAGAUCCAUUAUCUGCAGUAAAUAUAACUGAUUGGGCUGUUAAUGCUCCUCCCAUGGUGGCACCUUCCCAAUCUCAUGUGAAUACUGGAGAUUUCAUUGGUCAGCAUUGGUUUUCUGCUGAACAUCAAGUUCGUGGUGGCUGGAACGGAUCUGAUGGUGGGAGUCUAUCUAGUCAGAGUCUUGGAACUGGAGGGAACUCAGACCAAAGCUUAUUUAGUAUUCUAUCACAGUGUAGCCAAUUACGUUCAGGUAGCCCUUAUGAAUCAGUAAGACACGGUGACCAGUUCCUUGCUCCAAGAACCUAUGGAGUAGUAGAUGCAGGUACUCCCAGGAUCAAUGCUGUUGUACCCCCAUCUUCUCAUCCACUAGACUACUUCAAUGGACGUGAGGCAUCUAGUUCUCUGGGGCCUGAUGAUAUGGCAUGGAUGACAUUGCAGCCUCAGAAUCCCGCUUUACAUGAUCAAAUGGGAAAGCCAUACUUGAGGUCAUGGAACCGGUAAACUAUGUUCAACCCAAUGUUACCUAUCUAGGGGUUCAGUGAUAGAUUGAUAGUGAAAAGAAAUGCAACUUUGUCCGGGUUGAUAAUAUUUUGUAACUUGAGCAAGAUCCAUAGAAGGAAUAUAUAUACCCUGAGAUGAGAUAGGUUCAUGUAAAUAUCUAUACCAUGGUCAACACAAUAACAUGUACAUAUCUAGAUGUUAGAUGGGAGAAAGCCCGGGAGUAAGAUAAGCUUCAAGAAUUUGAGGUCAUUAGGCAAGUUACAUAUUUCAUUCCCUUUUUUUUUUUUUUCUCUCUCUCUGUUUCUAGAUAGAUAUUCUUCAAUAAUUUUGAAAGGUAGGUGCCUCUUUUUGAGCUAUACUUUUGUUCUUUUUCAUAAUUUCGUUUUGUGUUUAUAAUGCUGAACAAUGGUCUUAUUCGGUUAUGAUUGUGUUACCAGCAACCAAAUUAUGUUGUAGUAUGUGGACAUAGGCCUUUACUGGUUCUGAUUCUAUCAUCUGAUUUUUUAA
This is a messenger RNA of Gastrolobium bilobum, 3330 nucleotides long. RefSeq lists its product as uncharacterized. The record is from RefSeq and is a predicted model, not a curated record. Bases 445 to 2823 code for a protein of 792 amino acids. The transcript is spliced from 10 exons. Gene Ontology annotation, cellular component: Ino80 complex. Lineage: Eukaryota; Viridiplantae; Streptophyta; Magnoliopsida; Fabales; Fabaceae.